AUGGAGUGCGAACAAGUUCUUCAAAUUUCAAUGGACAAUUUACAGAUUUGUGAUACUGGGGAUUAUAGAGAAGAAGAUGAAAUCGAAGAUCUAACUAUAAUUGAAAAUCAAAGCGAUGACACAACAAUCGUGGUGGAACAACAAGAACAACAACCAUUGACAGUUCGAGCAAAUACAGCAAAUACAGAAGAAGAUAAUGAGGAUUACUCUGGAAGUUUAGUGGGGCAUACUGAAUCAAAUAUAAAAGACUUACUGAAAGUUUACGAAAAGCAUGCACGAGCUUGGGGGUUUGCUGUAAGGCUAUCUACACAUAGACUACAUCCUACAACAAGAUUAAUGUAUGAAAAGUACAUUGUAUGUAACAAGCAUGGCUUCAGAUUGAAAAGAAAAGCAAACACUCCUACAGUAACUGAGAAGAAAAAAAAGGAAGGCAAACUUGUACCUGUUACAAGAACAGGAUGUGGAGCUCUUAUAAGGGCAAAGUUAAAUGAAGAUGGAUUAUUUGAAGUGAAAGAGCAUGUUCUUGUGCAUAAUCAUCCAAUGACUAGAAAGGAAUGGCAGCAUAUGCACAGAUCAGAAAGGAAAAUCACAGAGGAGAAGGCAAAGACAAUAGAGUUACUAAAUGAUAGUGGAUUAAAGCCUACACAAUCAUACAAAGUUAUGUGUCAUGAAGCAGGAUGGGAAGAAGCUGUUGGACAUUCAAUAAAAGACCAUUUGAACUUUGUUACAAGGAAGAAGAUGAAGGAAAUUGAGGGUGGGGAUGCUCAAAAUGUCAUUGACAAUUUAUAUAACCUACAAUCUGAAGAUCCAGAUGUGUUUUUUCGUUUUCGAUUAAAAGAAAAUGGAAAAUUAGAGAGUAUAUUUUGGAGAGAUUCUAUUAUGAGAGAAGAUUAUUUAGCCUUUGGAGAUGUUACUAUUUUUGAUACAACCUACAGAACCAACAAAUACAAUCUCAUUUGUGGGUUUUUUGUUGGCAUUAACAAUCAUUGGAAAACAUCAAUGUUUGGUUGUUUUUUCCUAGGAGAUGAAACAACAGAAUCAUUUGUAUGGGUUCUACAAACUUUUUUGAAAUCGAUGGGACAUGUAGCUCCUGUUUCUGUAUUUACAGAUCAAGAUCAAGCAAUGUCUAAUGCAAUAUUGAAGGUACUUCCUCAAACAAGACACAGAUUAUGCCUGUGGCAUCUAAUACAAAAUGCUGUGUCACAUUUUGGUGCAUUAAAGCGGGAUACGUCUUUCAAGGAUGCUUUCAACCACUGUCUAAGUGGAUGUGUUAGUGAAGAAGAGUUUGAAAGAUGCUGGAAAAACAUGAUAACUACAUACAAAUUAAGUAACAGUAAGUGGUUUCAACGAUUAUACAAAAUAAAAGACAAGUGGUGUACUGGUUUGAGCAAAGACUUCUUCUCUGCUGGGAUAUUAUCUUCUCAAAGAAGUGAGAGUACUAUCAAUGCAGUUUGUUUUAAGGCAAACAAAAACACAAGUUUGACUGAUUUUUUCAAGAUUUUUCAAGAAACUGUACACCGUUGGAGACGAACAGAGAAGCAAUGUGAAUUUAAUUGCACAAAUUCAACACCUACAUCAGUGUUUCCAAUGACAGGAUUACUCAAACAUGCUUCUGAGGUAUACACUCUGACUCUAUUUAGGGAUUUUGAAUUUGAAUAUGGUGAAGCAAUUGGUUCAUUUUCAAACAUUGUGGCUAUGGAUGGUUACAAGCUGUAUUAUGAAGUGUACAAAGAGAAUGAUACAGAAUCAAAGCAAAAAGUAACAUUUGACGCUGCUGCACAAAGAAUAGCUUGUACAUGCAAAAAUUUUGAGGAAGCUGGAUGGUUAUGUUACCACUGUAUACGUGUGUUACAUCUGCACUCAAUUCCAAGGAUUCCUGAUUGGUAUAUAACAAAACGAUUGACAAAACAAGCAAAGGCAGAUUUCUGGAAGAAGAUGGAUGAUACUGCAAUAUUAUCUAGUCAACAAAACAAAUUUAUCCCUUGGCGUCAUAAUAUGGCACGGAAGUACUAUGACUUGAUAGUAAGAAGUCAAGGGCAACAAGGAACUAGGAAGAUAUUAGAGCAAGGUUUUGAAAGAGAUUCUAAGGAGGUAGAUACAUUCAGAAAUGAAAAUGCUGUCAUGGAAGUAACUACAGAUGCUAAUAUUACAGACAGAGUUCCUACUGUUGAAGUACUUGAUCCAGAUAGAGUUAAUACAAAGGGAAGAAAUAAGAGAGCAAAAGGGCAUUUUGAUAAUGCUUUGAAAAAGAAAAGAGGAAAGAGAUCAAAGAGUAAUUCAACAGAGUACGGUACUACAACUCCAGCUUUUACAACACCGGCACGUUUAUUUUAA
This is a messenger RNA of Spinacia oleracea (spinach), 2334 nucleotides long. Its product is annotated as protein FAR1-RELATED SEQUENCE 5-like. NCBI's taxonomy places the organism in Eukaryota, Viridiplantae, Streptophyta, Magnoliopsida, Caryophyllales, Amaranthaceae. Bases 1 to 2334 code for a protein of 777 amino acids. The record is from RefSeq and is a predicted model, not a curated record. The transcript is spliced from 4 exons. Gene Ontology annotation, molecular function: zinc ion binding.